Molecule: messenger RNA, 956 nt
Organism: Sinocyclocheilus anshuiensis
Lineage: Eukaryota; Metazoa; Chordata; Actinopteri; Cypriniformes; Cyprinidae
Product: coiled-coil domain-containing protein 43-like
Exons: 5
Coding region: 88-732 (214 amino acids)
Source: RefSeq, a predicted model, not a curated record
UUUUCUUUUGAACGUUAGUGUAGCGCAUUUGUGUCUGGCCUUCUGCGCGGACAUCCCGCCUCACUAUCAGGACCCCAGCCAGGGAAAAUGGCGGCGCCCACCCAAAUCGUCAGGGAGUUUGAAAACUGGCUGAACGAGCGGUUGGACUCCCUCGAAGUAGACAGAGAAGUUUACGGAGCAUAUAUACUCGGAGUGCUUCAGGAAGAGGAAAACGGUGAAGAGCAAAAGGACGCUCUUCAGGGCAUCCUGUCCGCUUUUCUGGAAGAAGACACGCUUGAGGAGGUUUGCCAGCAGAUCUUAAAACAGUGGACUGAGUGCAGCAGAUCUGCAGUGAAGGGUACUCAGGGAGAUGCUGAGGUUCAGGCUAUUGCCAGUUUGAUAGAGAAGCAGGCACAGAUUGUGGUCAAACAGAAGGAGGUGUCGGAGGAAGCCAAGAAGAGGAAAGAGGCUCUACUGGCACAGUAUGCUCAUGUCACCGAUGAGGAGGAUGAAGAUGAUGAGGAAGAACCAGCUGCAGUGGGUAUACCCAGUGAAAAAUCCCCAGCCCUGUUCAAAAACACCAAUGUCGAGGAUGUUUUGGACCACCGCAAACAGCAGCGUGACCAGGCCAGAGAGGACGCAGAGAAGAAGAAAGAGCAGGACAAGAUGCAACGCGAGAAAGACAAACUAGCCAAGCAGGAGCGCAAGGACAAAGAAAAGAAACGCACACAGAAGGGAGAACGCAAGAGAUAGAGAGAAAAUACAGAGCAAGAAAACUUUUGUGGACUAUACGAUACCAAGGUCAUUUAUCUACAAGAGAAAAAUACAAUGAGACCUCAGCAAACAAUGCCCCAACUAACAAUGUAUGCAUCCAUAUCCUGUUUUGGGUCCGAUAGUGCUUAUGGAAUGAUAAUGUUGGGCCGAUUUAGCUGUUUUCUUGGCUUGUAAAAAAACAAAUGGCAAACCAGCAAACUGAG